Messenger RNA from Theobroma cacao (cacao), 5526 nucleotides. RefSeq lists its product as uncharacterized. The record is from RefSeq and is a predicted model, not a curated record. Gene Ontology annotation, biological process: negative regulation of DNA-templated transcription; regulation of transcription by RNA polymerase II. Gene Ontology annotation, cellular component: nucleus. NCBI's taxonomy places the organism in Eukaryota, Viridiplantae, Streptophyta, Magnoliopsida, Malvales, Malvaceae. Gene Ontology annotation, molecular function: transcription corepressor activity; acyltransferase activity, transferring groups other than amino-acyl groups; DNA binding.
CAACCACCGAUGAGCCGUAAUAACGAAAAGCCCGAGACCUUAAAGAAAUCCCCAUCCUCUCUCUCUCUCUCUCUCUCUACCUAAACCCAAUCUCUGAAGCACCAUGGCAAUGACUUUCCGGCAAUUCUUUUUCGAUAUUGCAGUACGACGCCGUUGGGGUUUAGGAUUCCGUUCACUGUGCUGCAUUGGCUCUUGAUUUUAAAGUGUUCUGAGAUCCUGCUGAGUAAUUUGGGCAGUGAAGUUUUUCUGUGGCCCAAGUGAAACCAAUGGGGGCUUCUUUACUUGUUUUGUUUUGGUAUGUUUCCAGUUAAAUGGUUCUGUGAGCAAAAAAAAAUAAAAAAAGACGAACCCUUUCGACGCUAGGGUUUUGCAAGAGAUGGAAGGGGGCUUAGGAUCUGGCCAUGGGAAACCUGAGGAAGAUAAGGUUUUGCCAAGCCAAGACACUGAGGAAAAUAAAGGGGAUGAUUUGAAGCAAAAGGGUUUUGAUUUGAAUGAUGAGCCGUUAGUUUCUUCUCUGAAAGAGGUUGACAUUGAGAAAAAGGAGGAGAUUGAAGAAUGUAGGGGAGAUGGCGAGGUGGGUAAUCAAAAAGUUGGUGAACUGAAUGAGAAUGAGAGGAAAAAGAGUAGGGUGGAGGAUGGUGAAGGUAAUAAAGAAGAUGAUAGCGUGAAGAAAAAGUUCAAGGGGGAAGGUUUAGAAGGCAAAGUGCAGUUUUCUCGGAGGGUUUUGCGGUCAAGGUUUGCAGUGAAAAAUGGGAGUGAGAAGGACAGUAAUAAGGGUGAGAGUGGAGGCAACAAAACUGGAGAUAGCAAUGGUUGUGAGAAGAAAACAGUUGAGGUGGUUAAGGAAGAGAAUGAUCACUCUCACGGUGAGGCAAAGGAAGCAAAGAGAAAUCCUGGGAGGAGACCCGGGAUGAAGUGCAGUGAUGGGGAUGAAAGGAAAGCUGUUAGUGUAGAUAGGGGACUGAGCAAUCACUCUGAUGGCGGUAAAGUGGGGAAGAAGGCAAAGCGCAAGCGUGGGAGACCUCCCAAGUUUCACAGAGAUAAUGGGUUUGAGAAUAAGGCAGUUGAGCUGCAAGUGGGAGAGAGUGAUCACUUAGAUGGUGAAAUGAGGAAGGAGUUUAAGCAUAAGCGUGGGAGACCACCCAAGGUGCCUGGGAAAGGUGGGUUUGAGAAGAAAACUGUUGAGAUGGAAGCACGAGAGAAUGAUCACUUAGAUGGUGAAGUGAGGAAGGAGCUUAAGCAUAAGCGUGGGAGACCACCCAAGGUGCUGGGGAAUGGUGGGUUUGACAAGAAAGCAGUUAAGAUGGAAGCAGGAGAGAAUGAUCACUUUGGUGGUGAUGUGAGUAAGCAGUCAAAGCGUAAGCGUGGGAGACCGCCAAAGGUGCAGGUGAAUGGUGGGUUUGAGAAGACGGUGGUUAAGGUGGGAGCAGGAGAGAGUGAUCAGUCUGAUGGUGAGGGGAGUAAGGAGUCAAAGCAUAAACGUGGCAGACCAACCAAGGUGCAGAGGGAUCAGGGGAUUGAGAAGAAGGCAGUCGAGGUCAAAGCAAGAGAGAGUUAUCAUUCUGAUGUUGAGACAAGGAAGGAGGCAAAGUAUAAGCAUGGAGGACCACCCAUGAUGCACAGCAACAAUGGGUUUGAGAUGAAAGUUGUUGAGGUGAAAACGGGAGAGGGUGAUCAUUUUGAUUGUGAGUUAAGGAAGGAGGUGAAGAAUAAGCGUGGGAGACCACCCAAAGUACGGAGUGGUGAUGGGUUAGAGAAGAAAUGGGUUGAGUUGGACAGGGAAGGGAGUGAUCACAAUAAUGGCAAGUUAAGGAAAGGCGUCAUCCGUAAGCGUGGAAGACCACCCAAGCUGCAGGUUGGUGAUGAGGCUUUGGAGGGGAAGCUUAUUGAUGGGAGAAAAAAGUUGGGUGGGUUAAGAAGGGGCAGAAAGAAGUCGAGUGGGAGUUUGACGUUUAAUGUGCCAGCUAAUACUUCAUAUUCAGAGAAGAGAUUAAUUGGGAAAGAAUCAAAUAUGAAGAGGUAUGUAUCUGCUAAUAAGGUAAGGUUUGAGUAUGUGGAAAAGAAUGAAAGCAAGGCUUCGCUGAUGUUGAGACCUAAGGUUGUGAUGAAAAGUAAGGAAAUGAGGGUGGAGAAAGCAGGGGAUUCUAAACAGAGGGAUGAAGUGGAACAGAGAAGGUCAGACGCAAAACGGGCUGUGAGAGAUCGAAUAGUCAAGCUGCUGAAAGCGGCAGGUUGGACAAUUGAUUACAGGCCUAGGAGUAAUAGACAGUACAAUGAUGCAGUGUAUGUUAAUCCUGAAGGAAAGACUCACUGGUCAGUUACCUUGGCUUACAGGAUGCUCAAAAAGUAUUAUGAGAGUGAUGAUAGUCUCUCUGAGGUUAGUCCCAAUGGUUUCAUAUUUACUCCAAUUCCAGAAGAGGAUCUUAGCAUCCUAACGAGAGUAGUGCGGAAGAAAAGGCUAGGCAAAAAGAAGCCAAAAUCAGAAGAUGAUGAUAUGUUGGAUGAUGGAAAAGGUGAAAGGAAAAUGUAUAAACGAAAAAAUAAAUGGAAGGGCAAUGGGGACAAGGAGCAUUUAAAGAGAAAGAAAAGGCAGAAGCUGCUGAAAGAGAAAUUUUUGCUUCAUGAAGAGGAUAAUUCAGAUGGUACAUUACAAAAGGCAACACAAGCAUCAGGCAAGAAGAGUAAGUUUCAGCAGACACAAAAAAAAGGUCAGUAUGCUUUGUUGGUCCGCAACUCAAUGGGUGGAGCUGAAUCUGACAAUGAUGGCUAUGUACUAUAUGAUGGAAAGCGAACUGUGCUUGCUUGGAUGAUUGAUUUGGGUACUGUGCCACAGGAUGGGAAGGUGGAAUAUUUGAUCCAAAGAAGAACACGUACAACUCGUGAGGGUAAGUCUGGUAGGAUAACAAGGGAUGGCAUCCAAUGCAACUGUUGUAGUGUUGUCUUCACUGUUGCAGAAUUUGAGACUCAUGCAGGGAGCAAACUCCAUCAGCCUUUUCUGAAUAUAUGUUUAGAAACCGGAACUCCCCUCCUGCAAUGCUUGUUAGAUGCAUGGAACAAACUGCAGCAGUCUAAUUGUAAGGGCUUCCAUUAUGUAGAUUUUGGUGGUGAAGACCCAAAUGAUGAUACCUGUGGUAUCUGUGGGGAUGGUGGUGACUUGAUCUGUUGUGAUAGUUGCCCGUCAACAUUCCAUCAAAGCUGCUUAGAUAUUAAAGCAUUCCCGUCAGGUAACUGGCACUGUGUCUACUGUGCAUGCAAAUAUUGUGGGAUGGUUGGAAAUGCGUUACAAAGGGACAAAGAUGAGGAGAUAGAUCCUGCAGUACUUACAUGCCAUUUAUGUGAAGAAAAAUAUCAUCAACCAUGUAUUCAGACAAUGGAUGCUUUAGAUGAUGAGUCUAGUGGUGUAUCCUUUUGUGGGAAGAAAUGCAAAGAGUUGUUUGAUAGACUUCAGACGCUAAUUGGGGUUAAACAUCAAAUGCCAGAAGGCUUCUCAUGGACUCUUCUUCACCGUUUUGAUAUCAGUGCAGAUGUUUGUCUGAAUCAAGCAUAUCGGGAGGUUGAAUCAAAUUCUAAGCUAGCUGUCGCAUUAUCUGUGAUGGAUGAGUGCUUUUUGCCUCUUGUUGACCACAGAAGUGGGAUCAAUCUGAUUCAUAAUAUUGUCUAUAAUUUUGGGUCAAACUUCACUAGGCUAAACUAUAGAGGUUUUUUCACUGCAAUUCUUGAAAGAGGUGAUGAGAUUAUCUCUGCAGCAUCCAUCAGGGUACAUGGAAACCAGUUAGCUGAGAUGCCUUUCAUUGGGACCCGUUAUGCUUAUAGGCGUCAAGGGAUGUGUCGCCGGCUUCUUUGCGCUGUUGAAUCUGCUCUCAGAUCUCUGAAUGUUGAGAAAUUGGUCAUACCAGCAAUCUCAGAACUCAGGGAAACAUGGACUUCUGUCUUUGGUUUCCAGCCACUAGAAACUGCAAGCAAGCAAAAGAUGAGGAACAUGAAUAUGCUGGCAUUCCCUGGUGUAGAUAUGUUACAGAAACUAUUGGUUAUGCAUGUUACGGAUGGCCAGAUGAUGGAUAAUGGGUCCAAUAAAUCUGGAGAGAAGUGUUCAGUUGUGUUUGAUUUGAAUGUUUCUGCUGAGAGUCCUGCACCCCAAACAGACGAGAGAUAUGGCGAAGCUGCUGCUGUUGAAUCAACGUUGCUGUAUUCUGAUGGCACCUUUAAAGAUACAUCUGAUUUAAUGGGUGAGAACAUCAAUCUUCCAGAAUCUGCUAUUGGUUGUUCAUGCAUUCCAGCAUAUGGAGAACAGAAAGUGGAUUUUGACUCUCAAUUGACCAUACCAUCUGAGGUGAAAAUUUAUGAAAGCAUUAUCAAACAGAACCUUGAUUCUAAGCAUGAGGGUUCUGUCAAACAGUCUGAUGAUAUUGUCCCUGCUGAAAAUGAAGUGUUAGGUAUUGUUCACAUGUCAAAGGUUCCAGGUCAGAGCGUUGUUACUAAUGGUUUUAAUGGUACAGGUCAGAUGUCUGACGAUGCAAAGUACACCAAGCAUCAUGAAAAUUCAAAAUUGCAGGUGGUAGGAUGUGUUUCUGAUUUUGAUAAGAUGUCCCUUCGGGCUGAAGUGAAAAAUUACCAUGCUAUUGCCAAAGAUGUGGCUAACCAAAUUUCUCCAUCAGCUCUCCCAAGUGCUCAAGAUGUUGCAAAUGGCCAUUAUGAUGCCUCAUCUAGUGACGGUAAAAGUAGUUCUACCUGUCACAGGAUUGGUGCUGGUGCAUCUGGGGAAGUAUCGGUUCCACAUGAUGUAAAUUCUCAUCCUUCUUGUGAGGUUUGUGAUGAUACCUCCAAAAAAGAAAACUUGCAGCUUUGCAUGCACAUGUCCCCAGAGGUUGUCUUAGGUGGUUCUGAGGUUGCCUUGACCAUCAUCUGUGAUCCGAAAGAAACAUCAACUGCAAUACGGUCUGAUUUCUCUGAAGGUAAUUUAACUAGUAUGGUUCAGAAGAAUAUUAAGUCUCCUACCCAAUCUCAUCAGCACCCUGUAUCCAGUUCUCAGGUUGAUCCCCCUCAUGCUGCAUCCUGUGAUUCUGAAUCUUUUUGCAUCUCUAAUUCUAGUACUGGAGUGGCCCUUUACUGUGCAUCUGGUGGGGGUGAAUCACAUGGACCUGAGGUUAUAGUUUUGUCUAACCAAGCUAGCUAAAAUCCUGUCUAUUUCCGGCGGGUUAAAUCAGGUGUCUUUCUGAUGGCAGCCACGACGUAAGUUGCUAGCCUUCUGUAAGCGCUUGGUAUUGUCAUCCAUUAAGAUAUCAGCUCAGAAUUUUUUAUGACGUGGGUUAUGGAAGAAUUAGUAUCAUUUUGAUCUGGGAUGACGAUGGCUAAAUUUAGGUUCAUACUGUUUUUUUCUUCUCUUUUGCUGUGUACAUUAUAGGCCAAUAGUAUUCUCUAGGAUAGCUUAACGCCAUUGAGGUUUUGUAUAUUUUGACCUUCCCAUGCGCUUUGUAAAUGGAAAAUUUAACAACUGAGCUAUACUAAUAGUCUUCUCUUUUGGCCUUU